AUGGAUGCUGCCACCCUUGUCGACCAGCUUGAGGCUGUCCUUGCAAAGCCAGAGACCCUCUCUGGCCUUGACAAUGAUGUGACAAAGCGAAGACUUUCUGAGGCUGCUUUCCGCCUCAACCUGGCUCUUGAGGCCGGUGGUGAUACAAUCCACAGACUUACCAAUGCACCCCUCGAGCUGGCUCUCUCUCGCGUUGGUGUCCAAACCGGACUGUGGACUGCCCUCACCAAGGAGAAUGCCCUUCUGCCAUUAACCAAUUCUCAACUUGCGAAAGAGACCAAGAUUGAUCCUGUUCUUCUCAAGCGUCUGCUUCGUUACUACCAGUCAAAGGGCAUGGUCGCUCAGACUGGUGAGGAUGCCUUUGCCCCCAGCAACAUCACAAAGGCUUUGGCUAGCGUCGGCGGCUCUUCUGGUAUCAACUACUUGUAG
Messenger RNA from Clonostachys rhizophaga, 429 nucleotides. The record is from the annotation of a GenBank genome assembly. NCBI's taxonomy places the organism in Eukaryota, Fungi, Ascomycota, Sordariomycetes, Hypocreales, Bionectriaceae.